Alligator mississippiensis (American alligator) is the source of this 5705-nucleotide messenger RNA. RefSeq names its product protein KRBA1. The record is from RefSeq and is a predicted model, not a curated record. The transcript is spliced from 26 exons. Bases 268 to 4908 code for a protein of 1546 amino acids. Gene Ontology annotation, biological process: regulation of DNA-templated transcription. Lineage: Eukaryota; Metazoa; Chordata; Crocodylia; Alligatoridae.
CCCCUUGCUGGAUGCCAGCUGGCUCCACGCGGAGGGAACUACAGCUCCCAGACGCGCCGUGCUGGAGGGUCGUGGGGCCCAGGUUUGAAGCACUGAGCAAGUGAGCGCGGGCUGCUGUCUCUCCGCUCGCAGCGGCUCCAUCCCCGCAGAGGUGCCGUGCACAGAGGCGAGGGGAGGGCGAGCAGAGCCCUCCCUGCCCAGGCGGCGAGCAGGACACGAGGGUCUGCCUGGCUCUCACCUGGGAAAGCAACAUGUCUGACAGGACGGAUGCUGCCCAGCCCGUGUCUCCCCCAGGCGCUGGUGACGUUCGAGGACGUAGCGGUGCGGUUCUCGGCCGAGGAGUGGGCCACGCUGGCAGGCUGGCAGCAGGCGCUGCACAAGGAGGUGAUGGAGGAGACCGCCCGGCUGCUGCUCUCGCUAGGUCAGUCCGUCCCUGCCCUGGCUCUCCUGUCCUUGACUGACCAUCAGGAAGCGGCGGGGAGGCUGUUUGCCCGUGACGCCGUGGGGAGAGACCUCAGUGGCGAUGGAGGAGAAGAACGGGCUUUCCCAGGGGAUUACCCAGACGCAGAUGUGCCCUGGGACCUGGGGCAGGUGGAGGAGGACGGGUCCCCCCCCGGCACCCAGGAAGGGGAGCCGCAGGGCAGCCUGCAUCUCAGCGCCCUGAUGAAGCUGGUGAAGGAGAUCCCCGAGUUCCUCUUCGGGACCUCCAAGGCCCCCGCAGACCCAGCCGAGGCUGCCGGGAGCAGCGAUGCCGCGACGAGCACUGAGCCUGCUGGCGUAAAAACAGAGGAGCCCCCUGAGACCCCUCACCCCCCUGGCCUGGAGAGCGGGGCAAUGGAUGUGGCUCUCAGCUGGCCCAGCCACCCAGAUACCCCCGCCAGCUCCGUGUCCACCAGCAGCGCAGAAGGCAACGAGCGGGGAUCUCCCCCGGGGAGCCUGUAUGCAGACAUACCGAUGGAGAACAGCCCUCUCCAGGGUCUGCUGAACUGCCUGAAGGAGAUACCCACCCACCUCAGUGACAUGCAGGGAGACAGGGGACAGACGAGGCUGGAGAUGGAGACAAGGGCCUGGCAAGCCACCGGGAGCAAUGACAGCUGCAGGACGGGGGCUGAUCCAUGGCCUGUAUCAGCCGUGAAGACUGAGGUGAUGGCAGAGAGCUCCCCACUCCAAAGUCUGGAGAACUGUUUGAGGGACCUGGCUGCUGCGGAGAGGCCCAGUCAUCCUGGCACACCUGAGAGCAGCCCCUGCAAUGGCAGCUCCAGGCAGGAGCAGGAGCAGGUGCAGGUGCAGAGGAGCCUGGAGCUGAGGGCGGGGAGAUGCCCCAGUGAAGUGCAAGCUGCGGCAGGCACCCCUGAUACCAUGAGUGACCAACCCGGAGACAGACAGGGUCGUCCCAGCUCAUCCAGCAGUGCGGAGGGAGAGAGGGAGCAGAGGGGGCUGCCACGAUGCCAGGAAGCAGCUGUGCCGGCUGAGGAGAGCCCCUUGCAAGGCCUGCUCAACUGCCUGAAGGAAAUCCUCGUCCGUGCGCCCCGGUGUCCCCCCUCGCCGCCCAGCAGGGCAGUCAGUGGCAGGGCUCCAGGGGAGAGCCUCCCAUCCCUUCAUGUGAAGACAGAAGCAGCCUUGGGAGCUCCCCACGGCCCCGGGAGCCACCGGGCCCUGGCAUCCUGCAGCACCUCCACGGGCCGGGCAGCAGGACAGCGGUGCCUGGAGACCCUGGGCAGGAGCUGCUGGGGGGAAGGUGCAGUGAAGACCGAAGGCAGCGCAGCGCAUUCCCCGCCCCGGGGCCCGUCCAGCGGCUGGACAGAAGCACGUCGGCUUGUGAAAACAGAGGCCGGGACGGAGGAUGCCACCUGGCAGAGCCGGCUGCAAUGCUCGGAGCAUGCGGCUGCAUGCAGGCCCUGUGCCCCCAGUGCCCUGCCUGGCCCUGUCUCUCCCCACAGCCCGGAUGGGGACAAGGCACUGUGGAGGGUGCCACUGGGGCCCUGGCACUUGUACCCUCAAGGUGGGCGGACACGCCAGACCUACGCUGGGAUCUGUGCUAUUUCUGAAGCAGAGCCGACUCCGGGGACCAGCCCUCUCCAUGGCCUGGUGAACUGCCUGAAGGAAAUACCCGUCCCCAGCGCCAGUCUGUCCAGCCUGGCCGGAGCUGAGGCAACACCGAUGAGAGCAUGGCCUGGAGAGGACGUCAGUGCUGAGAGCUCGCCGCUGCGGGGCCUGGAGAACUGCCUGAAGGACAUCCCCAUCGCCCAGCCGCGCCAGGUCCACCUGCCGGUCUGCCUCCCCUGCGGCAGCCCCUUGCAGCGGCCUCCCGGGAUGGCGUGGAGGUCACUGGGAGAAGACCUCGGUGCCGAGACCUCCCCGCUCCAGGGCCUGGAGAACUGUCUGAAGGAAAUCCCCGUGGCUGUCCACAGCCGAUGCGUCACUCCCGCCAGCAGAUCCUCGGUAGGCAGCACGCCGGAGGGACACAGGGGGCCUGAGCUGGCCACGCGGCCCCUGAAAGCUGAAGUUAAGAUCGAAGCUCUUCCAGAGAGUUCCCGUCUCCACGGCCCGGGGAGCUCUGAGAAAGAAGUGCCGCAUUAUCCCAGCAAGCCGGCUUCCUGCAGUGUGGAAGGAGACCUGGGGCUGAGGCCAGCGGAUGCUGGAGCCUGGCACUCGUACGUGGACGCAGGAGCAGCCACGGAGGACACGCCACCGCUCCGGGGCCUGGAGAACUGCCUCAAGGACAUCCCUGUGCCUCGGCCCAGAUGUCCCAAUGCAGCAGCUGGCCCCUUACGAGCCAGCCUGGCCCAGGCGGACGUGGAGCAGCGGAGGGCAGCGCCGUGGCCCUGGGGAGCGAGUGCAGGAGCCCAGGCGGCCUCUCCCAUCACCUGGGCUCCUCCCUGUGCCCUGGAGAUGCACCGGCUUGGCCCUGACGCUGGGGGCUCUGGCCUUGCUCCCCCAGCAGCAGGGGAUGAGUGUCCCCUGCUCCGCGGCCUGAUAAGCAGCUGGACGGAGGUGCCUGUCUGCGGACCCAGCACCUCCAGCACCGCCUCCGCCGGCAGCACCGAGACGGAGCCCGACCCACGGAGCCCCGGGAUCGGCAUGUGGAGUCGGUGCCACAACGGCGCCAGCCCCCAGAGCUCCCCUCUGCAGGGGCUGCAGAACUGCCUGAGGGACCUCGCCGCCCCCGCGGGCUGCACCGCCAGCCCCCCGGCUGCGAACGGGCCUGCCGGCCGUGGGGUGCAGAGGAAGCCGAAGCCCUGGCUGUGCACGCUGGAUGCUGCAGACGCAGCCCCCAAGCACUCCCCCCUGCAUGGCCUGGAAAACUGCCUCAGGGACCUUGUGAGCGAGGGACGGUCUGGCUCCAGCAACGGUGACGUGCCGAAGCCCGAGAUGUGGGCUCCGCAGGAAGAGAUCGGGUACGAGAUGGCAGCUGGCAGCCCCUGCCCUGGCCCAGAGGGACCUCCCACCGCCAGCCCCGCACGCCGUGAGGCACCAUCCAGCCCUGCGCAGGGGGAAGAGGAUACCUCCACGAGGGGCACAGUGGCUCGGGAGGCAGCCGCAAGCAAUGGCCCGAAGAGCUGGGUGGAGGACAGUGCUGUGCACAGCCCCCAUUGCUCCAGCACGGAGGACCAGGAGCUGAGAAGGUUGGAGCUGGGAGCCGGGAGAUGCUGCAGAGGAGAAGCGACGAGGGAGACCUCCCCACUCCAUAGCUUGCUGGGCUGUCUCAAGGAGAUCCGCACCGCGGGGCCAUCUCCCUCCCACGCACCAGACAGCAGCUCAUCUGCUCACGGCACCCGGUGCAACAGGGCCCAGGAGAGAAUGGGCAGCAGGGCCGGGACCCCGUCUGGCGAGGUCCUUCCAUCAGAAGUGGGCCCUGCGGACGCCCCUCGCUACAGCGCAGCAUCCUGUGCCGAGAGACCACCUGGAAAUGAAGCCGGUUGCUCUGACGCGCAAUGCGGCAUGUCUGCCGGCAGCGCUCAGGUCCGCGGGUGUCUCAGGAGACCGGAGAAGGGCUCGAAGAGACCGCAUCCUGCAGCCCAGGGGGAUGCUGCUCGGCUCCCGAGGUCCAGCUCCCGCGGUCCUGAUGCCUCUGAGCAGCAGACGGAGGCAGAGUGGGACACGUCCCCCAAGAAGCAGUGCCCCACCGCAGCCCCCAGCGAGUCCUGCAGCUGCGAGAGCCACACGCCGCAGGUCUUCCAGGUGGAAACCGGUCACUUCCAAGCCGUCCUCUCGGAGAAGCUGGACCGAAUCUCCGAGGAUGUCGCCACCCUCUGCAGGGAUGUCUCGAGCAUGCGGCGCCGCAUGGCGCGGCUGGAGCAGGAGGCGCGGGGCUGGGCCCGGGAGGCCACCGCCCUCCGGAAAGGCAGCCAGGGCCUGAGCAAGACCCUCAGGCGGCUGGAGCACCGCUGUCGCGCGCUGGAGACCCGCGCCCGGCGCAACAACCUGAGGCUGCUGGGGCUGCCCGAGGGCACGGAGGGUGGGGAUGCCAUUGCCUUCCUACAGACGGCCUUGCCCGGGAUGCUUGGGCUGCCCGCUGAUGUCCCGGCCCUGGAGAUCGAGAGCGCGCGCCGCGUGCCUGGGGGGACGCGCUGCGACCCCGCUGCCACCGCCCGGCCCCGGGCGCUCGUGUUCCGGCUGCUGCGCUUGGCGGACAAGGCGGCCGUCCUGCGGGCAGUGAGGAAGCGCGUGGAGCCGCUGGUCUGGGGCGGCACACGGGUGGCCAUCUUCCCCGACGUCUGUCCCAAGCUGUCCCGGAGGAGGAGAGCCCGGCACACGGCUGGCGGGCACAUCUGGCGGGCGGCAGAGCUCCGUGUCAGCCCUCGGCCCUCCGGCUGCCCACGAGGACGGCGGGAGCUGCUGCCUGGCCCCAUGGCGGGCACCUGGGACAGAGAGGAGAGGGAGGGCAGGGACCCGUCUGGGCACUGAAUGUGGACUCGGCCUCACUCGCUCAGCUUAGCCCCGCUUUGACGGGUGCCUCUGCUCUGCGGGGAGACGGCAGGCCUGGCCGGCAGGGCUUGGGGCGCACCAGCCCCAGAGUUUCAGCCUGCCGCCAGCGCUUCGAUUCCCGGGUGCCUGGGCUCUGCCCCUGCAGCUCAGAGCCCCCUGCCACGUGCUCUCAGCAGCUUGGACACGGCGGUCUUGGGGUUAUCAGGCAGAUCGUGGUACUUGUGUGCCGAUCUCUCAUUCGUGAGCUGCUCAGGGGGUGGCCGUGAGCGCUGGUCUCGCCCUGGGGGUCGUGUCUGUCACCCUGACAAGCCCCCUCGUCCGCUGUCUCCUGCGUAGAUCUCCACAGCUGCAUUUUUCCACCAUGGCCCCGUGACUUGGCUGCAAUCCCUGACAGGGCCGUGGGGCCUCUCGUCUGCCCUGGGCAGGGCAGCGCCUGGAGCCUUUGGAGAAGGGGCUUAACCUCACACCUGCCUUUCAGCCUCCCUUCCCCCUACCCCGUCUUGCACCUUACUGCACCCAGCCCUGCUCUUACACCCGUCAUCCCAGGGCGCACUCGGGCUCCGCACCCCUGCUCCUCCCCGCCCGUGCCCCGCGCUCUCCCGGGGGUUGCAGGUGUGGCUCCCCUGCAAGGAGCAUGCAGCAGCGGGGAGCGGGGCUGUGCAUCCUCAGGGAUCUCUGUGUCCGUGCUCUGUCCUGCUGGUGCCGGUGGCUGUCACUGCUCCCCCAGGCUCUCCGCACCUUGCAUUGUUCAGCCACAUUAAACCUUGGUUUGCAAA